Molecule: messenger RNA, 351 nt
Organism: Aspergillus uvarum CBS 121591
Lineage: Eukaryota; Fungi; Ascomycota; Eurotiomycetes; Eurotiales; Aspergillaceae
Exons: 1
Source: RefSeq, a predicted model, not a curated record
CGCUCCUUUGCGUCUGUUGCGGUGCUUCAUUGCUGCUUUUGCUGCUCUGCUGUUGCUUCUUCUUCUUCUUCUGCUUCUUCUUCCUCUUCUUUUCAUUCCUUCUUUCCUCACUCCCUUCCUCCCCUUUUCCUUUGCGGAAAUCGCCAUUCCCUACUCAUAGACAAUCCUGUGCGUCAUAGAGUAAGUCCUCCUGAAAUUGCCCUCAUGUUUAAUUUGCUGUCUUGCUCUGCCGUGUCCGCUGCCCGCGGUGUCUCUCCUUAUUUCUCCGCUUCUUAUUAACGACCUCCCUCCUCCCUUCCACCCCCUCUCUUUCUCCUUGCCUUAACUCGAUCGCUCAUUGGAAUCUCUUUC